Vicia faba (fava bean) is the source of this 417-nucleotide messenger RNA. The record is from the annotation of a GenBank genome assembly. Lineage: Eukaryota; Viridiplantae; Streptophyta; Magnoliopsida; Fabales; Fabaceae.
AUGGCGGAUCUGCACACAAAGCGGAAGGAUUGGAGUCCAUAUAAGGUGGCUGCGGAUCUGUGCGUAAAGCAGAAGGAAUUAGUACAGUACCAUCGAGAACUUACAAUAUACAUUGUGAAUACCUUCUUAACACAAACAAAUGCGGUGAGCCUGGCGGCGUCGCCGCGGAUCUGCACGCAAAGCGCAAGGAUUAGAGUUCGUCAUGGCGGCGUCGCCGCGGAUCUGCAGGCAAAGCGGAAGGAUUGGAGUCCAUAUAAGGUGGCUGCGGAUCUGUGUGUAAAGCAGAAGGAAUUAGUACAGUACCAUCGAGAACCUACGAUAUACAUUGCGAAUACCUUCUUAACUCAAACAAUUGCAAUGAGCGUGGCGGCGUCGCCGCGGAUCUGCACGCAAAGCGGAGGAUUGGAGUACGUGUAA